AUGGAAGACAGAGAUUAUGUUGUUCUUGUAGCAGGUGAAUAUCUUGAAUAUAAUGCGUAACCCAAACCACCGAGGUGCUUUGAUCAUGAUCAUGCAGAGAAACAACGGGUGUAACAGUGACAGAAAGGAGUAUCAAAAAUCUACUUGGCCAGGACGUUUCUCGGUUUAUUUUAAUAAUUUGUUUUAACAAAACUGUCAAUUAGGGUUUAUCGAAUUCUUAAGCCGGAGAGUCUAUUUAUGUGGCGACUUGUAAGGCUCUGACCUUUAAAACCGGAAAGAUUACGUCAAAUAACUCAAACUCGAGUAUGUGGGCGGAACACUUUAUGACAAUUGUACUUUACUUAUGGUAAAGUUUCAAACUAAUAUUGAUUGGUUAAGGAAGAACUUGAGAUUUAAGAUUUGAGUAAUGACCAUUUUGCAUUUUACUUACGCUCAGGGGAGACCAGUCCAGGCAAAAGCAGCAUGUUGAACCUAGUUCUUGGUGAAGAGCUUUUACCAUUUUCAGUUCUUAGUACAACAUCUACGAUAUGUGAAUUGAAAUAUGGAAGAGAGAAAAGGAUAAAGAUACACUAUAAGGAAGAAGGAAAGGCUCCGGAGACAAAGUAUUUUAUAGAAUCCUCGCCUCACAUAGAUCAAAUAUCAGAAUUUGUUCAUGUCAAGUCUGCAAGUUUGAGAGAAAAAGGCAUCAAGUUACAAAAAUAUGGAACUGUUUUGGCCUCACAGAUUAUUACAGGUUAGAGACUCCGACGAUCGUGCUUCAAACCAUACUUUUAUAAAUAUGAUGUAAGGUGACACCUAAAUUUCAGGAACUUUUUUGGAGUUUUAACGCCAAAUGGUGAGAAGAAUUACAUGGAGAAAAUAAACUUACUUACUCUGUUUCCACACUAGGACGGUGUUGUAAUCGUUGA
Messenger RNA from Pocillopora meandrina, 908 nucleotides. The record is from the annotation of a GenBank genome assembly. Lineage: Eukaryota; Metazoa; Cnidaria; Anthozoa; Scleractinia; Pocilloporidae.